Molecule: messenger RNA, 792 nt
Organism: Leptinotarsa decemlineata (Colorado potato beetle)
Lineage: Eukaryota; Metazoa; Arthropoda; Insecta; Coleoptera; Chrysomelidae
Product: protein lethal(2)essential for life-like
Biological process (GO): response to heat; protein refolding
Cellular component (GO): cytoplasm; nucleus
Source: RefSeq, a predicted model, not a curated record
CAUGCAUUUUGUGUUGCCGUGUAUCAGUCGCAGUUGUGGCAGUCGUAGACAAAAAACAAACGAGUAAACGUCAAAAGCCGAAGCCGGUAAAACUGAUUAGUGAUUCAAAGAAAAUAGAAAAAUUGUGAUUGCAGUAUGUCUUUAUUACCGUUUUUGCUCGACGAUUCUUUGGUGCGUCCCUCCAGAAUCAUGGAUCAGCACUUCGGACUUGUUCUGGAUCCAGAAGAUCUUUUGCAACCCAUGACGGUUCCUAGGAUGCUUCUUCGUUGCCCUGCAGGAUAUAUCAGGAACUGGAAGUCUACAGCUUCCAGUGAUGAUUCCGGAUCCACCGUGAAUUAUGGUAGCGACAAGUUUCUGGCCAAUUUGGAUGUUCAGCAAUUCAAGCCUGAAGAAAUAUCUGUAAAAGUAACAGGAGAAAAUACUAUAACAAUUGAGGGGAAGCAUGAAGAAAAGGAGGAUGAGCACGGGCAUAUAUAUAGACACUUUGUCAGGAGGUAUGUUCUCCCUAAGACCUACGAUAUCAACAAGGUUGAAUCAAAGUUGUCUUCUGAUGGAGUACUGUCAAUAUGUGCUCCGAAAGUAGAUGGAGAGCAGAUUGAACAUAAAAAUAUUCCUGUUACUCAAACGGGGGAACCAGCUAAAACCGUGGAUAGAAAAUGUGAUGGUGACAAACAAAAUGCUAAGUAGGAAAAAGUUGAUCUUUUAGCAACUUUCCAUUUUCGAAGACUGCAUUAAUUUUUUUAAUUUUUUUUUUGUAUGUCCAAUAAGGAAAUACAUUUUCUUCAAUAUGUG